Molecule: messenger RNA, 1439 nt
Organism: Salvia miltiorrhiza (redroot sage)
Lineage: Eukaryota; Viridiplantae; Streptophyta; Magnoliopsida; Lamiales; Lamiaceae
Product: zinc-finger homeodomain protein 2-like
Exons: 2
Coding region: 534-1343 (269 amino acids)
Biological process (GO): regulation of developmental process; regulation of DNA-templated transcription
Cellular component (GO): nucleus
Molecular function (GO): DNA-binding transcription factor activity; transcription cis-regulatory region binding
Source: RefSeq, a predicted model, not a curated record
UCUCAAACCAAUUUCGCCCCACUCAUCCCUAACUUACACACCAUUUAUUUUAUUUACUUGGAAUCUUUGGAUGGCUUUUGGGGGACACACAAACUUCCUCGUUUUCUUUCACACUUCUUAGCCAUCUCUCUCUCUCUCUCUAAAAUUAGUUGCCUGAAACUGGAUUUGUUAUUGCUGACGGUGGUGCACUGUCGUUUUAUCUCAGGGUUUGGUUACUUUAAUUGCAUCUUAGCUAGGGUGGUGGGGUUGGGGGCCCAUUUAAGUUUUAUGUCCGAAAUUUAGUCUCUAGAUUCUUUGAUUUAUUAUUGCUCCUUAGAUUUUCUUGGAAUGAGGUCAAAAUGUGUAGCACCUCCUGCUUGCUUAUUGGGAAUAGGGUUUUGAGAAAUAUUGGCCAAAAUGGGUGGUGGGCUUACCACUAAAAGGUCCAAUUCAACAUAAAACAAAAGGCAAAAGCUCUUGGAUUACUGAUUUGAUUAGCAUCUUGUCCUCACAUUAGCUCAAGUUAAAUCCAAAUUAGAGGUAGCUAGGAUUUGAUGGAACGCAGAGGUCAAGAGAGAGAUAUCGGCCUGAAUCCGGAAUCAGAAUCUCCGGUGAAGCUGCCGCUUGCCGCCAUUGUUUCGACUCCGGCGGAUAGGAGGGGAAAUGCGACGGCGCCUACCCGCCGCGGGAGCGCCAUUUUCAGCCCUACCCAAACCCUAGAUCACCGGCAGCGGCUGAAAGACCCCUCCCCAGAUCCAGAUCCAUCCACCCCCACAGCUGAGGGGCCGUCAAAUUCAAGGACUCCGCCGUCGCCGCCAAACAAUUGUGUUAUUAGAUAUAGAGAAUGCCUGAAAAAUCACGCCGCCAGCAUGGGCGGUCAUGUCGUCGACGGAUGCGGAGAGUUCAUGCCCAACGGAGAGCAAGGCACGGCCGAGGGUCUGCGAUGCGCCGCCUGCGAUUGCCACCGCAAUUUCCACCGGAAAGAAGUCGACGGCGAGGCGCAGCCCUCCAACCUGUACCAAUUCCGGACACCAGUGGUGAACACCCAAACUCCGCAGGCGGCGGGAGGCUUCGGCGCGGCGGCGCCUGCUAUCAUGAGCUUCGGCGAUGAGUCUUCAAGCGAGGAUCUGAACAUGGGCGGCGGCGGGGGGCAUGCAGCGGGGUCGAAGAAACGAUUCCGGACGAAAUUCAGCCAGGAGCAGAAGGAUCGGAUGCAGGAAUUGGCGGAGAAAUUGGGGUGGAGGAUUCAGAAGCAAGACGAGCAGCAAGUGCAGCAGCUCUGCCAAGAAACCGGCGUAAAGCGCCAGGUUUUCAAGGUGUGGAUGCACAAUAACAAGCAGGCCAUCAAGAAGAGGCAGAUUUGAACGUUUUAAUUAGGUGAGUCAUCAAAUCUUAAUUUACCUCUCUAAUCUUAAUGUAAUCAUUACUUGAUUAAUUAAUCACCUCAUUCUUCCCUCUAA